AUGGGCCAUUGCGUCUACCGUGCCAACUGUCCCCAGGACGUAGGGCCCCCAUGCUCAGAUUCCGGCGGCUGUCCCGAAGGCGCCGCCUUGUUUUUUUUUUACCUUGAUACUUCCAUAAACUUAAUAUCGGCGUUGUCAGCUACGGUUCCCUGGCCCAGAUCCAUCCGACGUGGUAGUCUUGGGGGCGAAGCCUCCGCGGUGUCAUUGCUAAACAUCGAGAAGAGAAGGCAUGCUGUGGUCGCCCUGAUCAGUCCCGUCUUUCCUAUUUUCGCUCACAAUACGUACAUCGAUUCUAAUGGGGAAAUAGUCCUGCGUCUUUAUCCGUCUGUACCUGUCAACUCGAGAGAGGCCAUACGACUUACAACGUUGCCUGUAGGUGGCGGGCCCGACGGCAAGUCUCCGGUCCUCGUCAGGCCAGGCGAGGGAGUUGGGUACUGCGUAUAUGCUAUACACCGCCGCAAAGACAUCUACGGCAAGGACGCCGAGGAAUUUCGCCCUGAGCGUUGGGAAGGUGAUUCUCUAAGGGAUAUUGGAUGGGCAUAUCUACCAUCUAACAGAGGGCCGAGAUUGUGCUUAGGUCGUAAAAAGCCCUCUGUAAAGCCCUAUUGUUUUUUUCACAGUGACGGUCAAACUGCCACCGAGUCUGUCUUAUCUCUGGCCCUUCUACCUCGAAACGCGAACGCUGCUCUACAUUGGCUCUCAAAAACAGACAAGAAAUGGCUUCUUAUCAUCGAUAAUGCCAAUGACUUGAGAGUACCUUUGGAGAAUUAUUUUUCCAAGGGAAGACCUGGACACAUUCUCAUGGCGACCCGAAAUCCGGCGCUGAAAAUACACGCCAACACCGGACCAGAAUUCUAUAAUGUCAGCGUGAUGGGUUUCAAGGAGACCAAGAGCCUACUGCGGCAGUCUUUCGGCGUUCCUGCACCAUCUGAAGAUGCUAUCCUGUUGCUCCAAGUCUUUACCUUUUUCCACAGAGAAAAUCUUUCGCCGGAGAUAUUUCAAAGGCCUUGCGAAACUUGUAGAUUGAGUUAG
Messenger RNA from Metarhizium acridum CQMa 102, 1032 nucleotides. The record is from RefSeq and is a predicted model, not a curated record. NCBI's taxonomy places the organism in Eukaryota, Fungi, Ascomycota, Sordariomycetes, Hypocreales, Clavicipitaceae.